Messenger RNA from Ochotona princeps (American pika), 517 nucleotides. Its product is annotated as cx9C motif-containing protein 4. NCBI's taxonomy places the organism in Eukaryota, Metazoa, Chordata, Mammalia, Lagomorpha, Ochotonidae. The transcript has a single exon. Bases 80 to 286 code for a protein of 68 amino acids. The record is from RefSeq and is a predicted model, not a curated record. Gene Ontology annotation, cellular component: mitochondrial intermembrane space.
UGGCGGGACCUGGCAGUUUGGGGCUGGUUGCUGUUGAAGAGAAGUAGUCAGCCCGGGAAACCGGCUCAUUUUCCUCAGUAUGUCGCAGAAGGAUCCGUGCCAGAAACAGGCCUGUGAACUACAGAAAUGCUUACAGGCCAACAACUACCUGGAGUCCAAGUGUCAGGCUGUCCUUCAAGAGCUGCGAAAGUGCUGUGCCCGGUACCCCAAGGGAAGAUCUGUGGUCUGUUCAGGAUUUGAAAAGGAGGAGGAAGAAAACGCAGCGCAGAUAUCAAUGCCAAAGUGAAGCUGGGAGAAGUUAUACCCUGCUCUCUGUUGCCACCACUCAAGUUUGGUUUAUCCUCCUUUCUUCAGGCCUGACAGCUGGAACGUGGAAAAAAAAAAAUCAGAAGAAAACAUGCUGUCUACGCAGAAGCAAAUUAUUAAAAGACGAAUGUGUAAAGUUAAGAAACCUAAGCCACAAGGAGAAGCCUACUUAGGUGGAAAUUUACUUUGCUAUUAAAUGUAUUUUAAGAAG